This is a messenger RNA of Diospyros lotus (date-plum), 1756 nucleotides long. RefSeq lists its product as uncharacterized. Gene Ontology annotation, biological process: protein N-linked glycosylation; dolichol-linked oligosaccharide biosynthetic process. The record is from RefSeq and is a predicted model, not a curated record. Bases 113 to 1396 code for a protein of 427 amino acids. Lineage: Eukaryota; Viridiplantae; Streptophyta; Magnoliopsida; Ericales; Ebenaceae. Gene Ontology annotation, cellular component: membrane. Gene Ontology annotation, molecular function: UDP-N-acetylglucosamine-dolichyl-phosphate N-acetylglucosaminephosphotransferase activity. The transcript has 11 exons.
CUGGACGACGCGAGAAGAAAAAUUUCCUCUUUUCUUUGGAUUCGAAAAAAAACAAAAAAGCUGGAACUGCAAACAAACAGAGAAUAGGAGAGAGAGAGAGAGAGGUGAAGCCAUGGCUGCCCGGAAGAGAGCUCCACCACAGUCAGCAGCCGCGACGGAGAACGCCAAGCCUCCCGAGAAGGUGGCGGCGGCGGCGAACUCAGCCAUCAGCGAUUCUCCUCCUGUGAUCGCUCCGUCGAAGGCCGGCCAGAUCCUGAGAGUAGCACUGGUGUUCUUUUUCGUCCCUUACUUGUACUUGAUCUUAUAUCACUACGACAUUGAAGCAAACCUGAAGCGGUCUAUCCUCAUCAAUGCCCUUCUCUGCUCUGGCGGCUUCUUCCUAACCCUAACUUUGAUCCCUGUGGCCUCUAGAUACGUCCUCAGGCGAAACUUGUUCGGCUACGAUAUCAACAAGAAGGGCACUCCCCAAGGAUCUGUCAAAGUGCCUGAGUCACUGGGUAUUGCUGUUGGAACUGUUUUCUUAGUUUUAGCGAUAUUGUUUCAGUAUUUUAACUUCACAUCAGAUUCAAAUUGGCUUGUUGAGUACAAUGCAGCAUUGGCAUCAGUCUGCUUCAUGAUGUUGCUUGGGUUUGUAGAUGAUGUCUUGGAUGUUCCUUGGAGAGUGAAAUUACUCUUGCCAUCAAUUGCUGCUCUUCCUCUGUUAAUGGCCUAUGCUGGGCAUACAACUAUUGUUAUACCAAAGCCUCUCAUUCCCUAUCUUGGACUUGAGGUUUUGGAUCUAGGGUGGAUAUAUAAACUUUACAUGUGGCUUUUGGCCAUAUUUUGCACAAACUCUAUCAAUAUUCAUGCUGGUAUAAAUGGACUGGAAGUUGGGCAGACAGUUGUAAUUGCAUCUGCUAUUUUGAUACACAAUGUAAUGCAAAUUGGAGUUUCUUCAGAUCCUGAGUACAAACAGGCCCAUGCAUUCUCCAUUUACCUAGUGCAACCUUUACUUGCCACUUCCUUGGCUUUACUUUCUUACAACUGGUAUCCUUCUUCUGUUUUUGUUGGUGACACCUAUACAUACUUUGCUGGUAUGACUAUGGCUGUAGCUGGCAUUCUAGGCCACUUCAGUGAAACCCUCUUGAUAUUCUUCCUUCCUCAAGUUUUGAACUUCCUGUUAUCACUCCCUCAGCUUUCUGGCUGUAUUCCAUGUCCACGGCAUCGUCUGCCAAGGUUUGAUCCUCAGACAGGACUGUUGACUGGGACAAACGAUGGGACUCUUGUGAACUUGUUCCUCAGACAGUUUGGCAGGAUGUCAGAAAAAUCACUCUGCAUCGCUCUACUUGUUUUCCAGGCCAUUUGCUGCUGCUUCUGUUUCAUGCUGAGGUGGUUCCUUACUGGUUGGUAUAAAUGAGACAGCAAGUUUGGAGAACUACCUAGUAUCACAGGUGUUUCUUUGCUCAUUAUGUCAUUAAUGUCCUGGACUAUCUUGUUCUAUAGGUGUUUUGUUUAGUUAAAUAUUUUCUCCAGAAAAGAGUAAUCUACAAAAGUUAUCUACCAAGAGGAUGCAUGAAGGUCUUACAGAUUGACGAUGUUGACGUAAAAACCUAGGAACAAGGAGCGAAAAUCUGUAUUGAUUUAAAAUUUUGUUUUUGCUCAUCAAAGACGAAAGAAAUGCUUCACAGAUAAAAAGCUCAUAAAGAAAUGCUGCUGAAGCCGUUUGUUUAUGUCAUGCUUUACUUUUUCAUUAUAUCAUGUAUUGGGUUUCAUCCUA